Porites evermanni is the source of this 5435-nucleotide messenger RNA. The record is from the annotation of a GenBank genome assembly. NCBI's taxonomy places the organism in Eukaryota, Metazoa, Cnidaria, Anthozoa, Scleractinia, Poritidae.
AUGGCAGAGGGUGUUAUAAAAACCUCUCAGUCAGUAGAAGGUAAGCAACUGUCUUCAUCAACACUAGUUAGAAAGUGAAUUACAUAACACAGCUAUGUAAACAUUAUUUUGUUGUUUGCAAGGAGUAGAAAGUGGGAUUUAGAGGGGUAGGAAGUGUUAACACCAACACCAUGAUGUUAGGAUUAUAUUUUGCUGAGGUCUGCUGGUCUGUUUUGGGCUUAAAAUACUGUCAAGAGUCAGUCUGGGUGAAGUGACUUUACUCAUAUGGAUCAGCUGACUUAAUACUCCCACAAGCCCACCAUUUUCUUUAUAACUUGAAAUUAAAGGUAAUGGUUAAUGUGUCAUCUUAAUUUUAUUGCAGUUGUGGACAAACCACUUGAAGGCAAAAUAUCACGUGAACUUUUUCAGAAGUUUGAAUCAAAUUCUAGUCCGGCUCGGCCCCAGUCCUUACCUGAUGAGCAUUUCCGAAUGAGUGCACAGUCUUUUACAUCAAGCUCUGAUGAAAAUACAACAUCACAUGAAAACUUGAAAGAAGGGAAAAAGCAUGUAAAAAUAAAAGCGCAAGAUACAAGUGAAGAACACCUGUCACCCAGUAGUACUGAAGAAGAGAUUCUUUCAGAUGAAGAAGCAGGCACCAACAAGAAGAAAAAGAAACGAAAGCUGAGAUGGAAAUGGAGUCCAUUCAAGAAGAUGAGGAGACUCUUUCGACACAGGAAAAGUCCUACAAGAGUUAAGUCUUGUGAAGAACUCCCAACAGGAUGCUACAGUUCUACUAAUCUGCCCUCAGAGGAUAGUGGUUCCUUAAUGAACCGAGCUAAAUCAGAAUCUUCUCUAGUGGAAACCAAAACCAAGACUUCUUGUGCUGACAUAGAGAUACAUGAAAGGAGUUGCAAUGUUGGUAACCCUGUGGACAGAACAAAGAGUGAUUCAAGUGAGGUAAGCAACACAUUAGAACAAGUUCCAUCAAACAAACAUUUUAAUAUGAAGCAACAGAUGAAAAACAUACUAGUUAAUUAUAUUAUUGCUGUAUAAAUUAUUUAUACUAGUUUAAUAUCAAAAUUUAUAAUAAUUAAGAAAAAAAACAUCAAAGGUAAUCAAAGAGAGAUUUUUCAAAGAAAAAAAAAUUUAAAAAGUAUUAAAAACUGAGACAAAUGAUGUAGAUGCCAAUUUGAUAGGAAAAAUGCAUUGGCAUUCAAAAUUUAUUACAAGCUAGGUUGAUGUGGCUGGGUAUGGCUGCAGUAAUACUGUGAAACCAGUAUUAGGGGGACACCCACAGGACCUGGUGUCCACUUAGUACAGGUUUGUUUUACUUAAAAUGUGAGGGAAAAUAUUCGAAACCUGAUCAAGGCUGUGCUGUAGCAGAGCCCACUGUCUCGGGGACUUGGAAAUUUUCCUUUUUUCAUGCAAAUCAUAUGCUGGGCCGCACCCCAGGUUGUACAGGUUCAGAGCACUGGGCUUGCUUGACUUCUUAUUAGGGCACAGCCUUGAACCUAAUUACUGGUAGGCUAUUUGUUUAACUGUAUUACCAGGGUUUUCUUUAAGGUUUUAAGUAGGCAGAGUUUUCAGAAAGUUGUGGGUAAGGAGGACUCAUAUGAUGGGCUUUACCUGGAAAAUUUUUGAAAAUUGAAUGCUGGAAAACACAUUUCCUGGCAUUUUGGGUUGUGAAACUUUGACAUUAGAGGGUUGAAUUAAGCUGCAAUUAUACUAGUUUUAGUUUAGUGGUUGAACUGUCACUCUUGACCUUCCAAAUAAUAUCCUUUUACAACUUGCUACUUCAUGACGUUCAUUUGACAUUCAUUUUGCCCAUAUUUUGGUCGAUUUACUGGCAAAUUGAUACUUAUUUUCUCAGUCGUUUUUUCAAAGGUGGGUACAUACCUUCUCUUUUGUUAUUUCAUUUUCGUUUGAGAUACUGGCCGAUAGUCAUGCAGGAAAACUCCUCUUUCCCAGUUCCCUGUUCGCACUAAUUAUGCAUUCAUAUCUUGAUAUCCAAUAUGGCAGACAACAAAUUUUAUUGUAUGUACUUUCCUGCCACCGCAGCAAGAUUUGUUAAAAAAGGUAGUCUCAAACAUAACGUUUCUACACUGUCCUUGAGUCAGAAAUCUUUUUUAUGUUUUCUGAAGUAAGGAAAGUAGCUGGUGAAACCUUGCAGAGAAGGUGGCGAACUUUGCCAGCUGCCAGCUCUUAUCUACAACCCUGGUAUAACAAAAGUUGUAAUGUAGAGUAUUCUGUCGUCUUUUCUGACAUGUAUUAUUCAGGGUAUUGGCAAAUUAUUAAAGGACUUGAAACAUGUUGAAGACAAAAGCCAAGAGGACAUCAUUGAAGAUGCAACUAUGACAUCAGAUGAAAGAGAAAGCCAAGCAGGCUCCACAGCUCUGGACUGGAGUAUAAGAAGUUCUGACAGUGUUGCUGAGAGUAUGUUUAUCAGUUUUUUCUUAUCUUUAUAAAGCUUAAUAAACACCAUGUGCAUCCUUUUUGAAAAAACAGCCAAAAUCGUUUUUGCCAGUAACAGCUAGACUGCAGGCCGGUUUUUCAGGAUUAGGGAAAACAAACAAGCUGAGAAAUGAACUGGAGAGAGUCCUUUCCAUCCAUCUAAAUUCCUUUGCUUGCACAUACUUUAAUAUGUUUGCUGUUGUGUAUGGACAAUCACUUGUGUAUAGACGAGCCCUGUGUUAGGAGCCUUUUGUGAUUGACUUUCUCUCAUAGGCAAACAACCAGCCGUAUCAUUUUGGUUGGUCGCUUUAGGAAAGGUUCACUUCAUCAGCCUCUUUCCAUAAUUUCCAACAGCUUAACUAGAUAUGAAACUGGAUAUAAAGGGGCCGAACUGCUGGGGCCUCUGAAAAGAAUAAUGAAAUAAAAUCUUUGCUGUAUCACGGUGGCCUAUACUUUAACCUGCACAUUUGACCUUGGUGACGUGCAUUUUUUACCAACCGUUGAUAGUCCAUACUCACAUGGUUGCGUAUUGUUGUGUCAUCGUGAGAAUAGUCCAGACUCGUUCAAAAUCGUCUCAACAUUUCUUUUGUUCUCUCAACAUAGAAGCCGUUUGAAACCGCUUUUUUGGCCCUGCCUGGUGUCUCUGUCUCUUAACAUUCUGUCACGAUUCUGUGCAUUUAUAGUGCUGCAUACGUCAUCAUGCCUAGUAGAAAGUCAUAAUUAUCUCAUCCUCACCCUAGAUACUUUUAAAUCUCGAAAAACAGUUUUUCGGUGGAUCAAGUCUUAUUAGUUACCAAAAAAUAUGUAUAUAAUAUGUAUGGAGAAGCCACUCAGAUUACUGAGCCAACUAAUAAAACUGAAUAUGCCCUCGUGUUUUUCAGCCGCUGUCAGUUUUGAGGAUCUCCCAAGCACUUCGUCGCUUGAAGGACUACAAGCUGCGCAUGACAGAAUCAAAGUAGCCCCAAAACACCGCAGGCCGCCUACUAAGGUCCGCUUCAACAGCUCCUCUAUGAACCCCCUCAAUAGUGGUAAAAUGAAACCACACAGGCGAUCUAAAACUGAUCCUAAAGAUUUUACUGUGAAACCUAAAGUGGAAAGUAACUCCAGUUCAGAUGUCACUACAGCAAUUUUUAAGUCUCAAGAAACCAAUGAGGAGCAGAGAAAGGAAAAGCAUUUUGCUGAUUUGAAAGCAAAAGCUGAAAGUGUUAUUACCAACUCAUCACCAACAAAAACUGAAAUGCUUGUGAGUGACAAGGAGGGAAAAGACCUCAAAAAAGAACAGAAAGACAAACAGAACUGUGCAAAAGACGGCUCAGCUGAUAGUGAGAUGAAACACAAUAAAGAAAACCAGACGGACAGCAAAAACAGGCUGGUUCAUGAAAAUACAGAGGAAAAAAAGUUUGAAGACAAGAUUCUUAAAGAACUCAACAACAAGAAUGAAGAAUAUAGACUUAGCUUGAAGAAAAGAUCGGAAUCUCUCGACGUCAUAAAACCGAAAAGCAAAUCAGGAUCAGAGCCGAUUUGUCCGGACACUGGGGCAGAAAGCGCUGAGCCCCAGAAAAGGAGAACAGCUUUGAACAGCUUCGAGUCCAAAGAAAAAAGCCCAGAUCGUGACUUAAAAGUCAGGAAACAGUUAGAAAAUGAAAAGCUAGUUAAAACUUCAGUUUGCAGGGAAAAUCAACCCGCCAAUCUUCCCACCAAUAAUGUGUCUAUUAGCAAAAUGGAACCCGUAGUUUCCACAUCAACAGGCUUGGAUGAAAAAAGUUCACUGGGUUCAAAAGCGAGCGCGGGCAAGGAAACGAAUUCAGAGCAAAAAGCGGGAUUCAGACCUGCCAUGAAAAAAAGGUCAGAAUCCCUCGACGUCGUAGAAACAAAAGGUAAAUCAGGACCAGAGAUUGGUUCGCAUACUGGUGCAGUAAGCAAGCCUCAAGUGAGAAGAGGGUUUUCUUUGGACAGCGUCGAGUCUACAGAAAAAAGCUCUGACUUCAAAGUCAGAAAACUAGUGAUGGAAAAAGAAAAACUGGGUGGAACUUCGGUUUGCAAAAACAAUCAAUCCGCCAAUACUCAGACAAAAAACCAAACGGAAGUUAAUUUGGAUGAAAAGAAUUUACUAGGUCCAAAAGAGAGCGACAAGGAAGCAAGUUCGAUACAACCUUCCUGGGUAGAGCUUGCCAAUCAAAAAAGCAAGAGACUUUCACAACUGCUUAAUGAAGAUGUCAAGGAAACCAACAGUCAGGUAAAAGCAAGGUGUCAUCGUUAUGUUAGUAUUUUUAAAAACUACAAGGUACUCUACCUUUAGCGGGCUUAUUUUAAUGCCACAUUCAACACUGGAUUUGUUUGUGUUGCUUCAGUUACAUUUGAUAUGGAGCUUAUCUCCCUGUUGGACCUUAUUGUCGCUUGAGAUAGAUAUGUUUCUACUGACUGGGCUUUCUGCUCUUGUACUUUUGAUAAGGAAAUGUAUUAGUAUGUUAUUUCAUUUUUUUCUCCCUACCAUGUUUUCUUAAAUGGUAACUCGCUGUGUCCAUUUCUCGUUUUAGGUGUCACCAAAAGUGGGUACUGAAUUUCAAUCUACUUCCAAUUCUGCCGCUAGUAAUAGCGAUAAAAAACCGCUUCCACGUGUUAAGGAAAAACCGGCUGUACCAGCUAAAAAGGAGGGAUUAUCCAACAAGGUGAAGCCACCAAAACCUGAUCCAAGCAGCAAAAGAUUUUAUGGAAAAGUUGAGAAUAAGGCACCGAUUUCUAAUCCAUCCAGUCAUGAAAUGCUCGAUGCGGACUUGAAAAGAACAGGCUUACCAGUCAAAGCCGCUUGCGGUGCGGACAAGUGUGUGGUAUGCGGGACAGCGGUAUAUCAAAUGGAGAAGUGUAGCUUGGAUAACUGGGUACUUCACCGUCAUUGUGUCAAAUGCACAGUCUGCAAACGACUCUUGACAGUUGGGAACUUUGUUAUGGCUGAAUGUAAAGUGUACUGUAAACCGCAUGCUAAAGCAGUUACUGUUUCCAUGUAG